Messenger RNA from Caenorhabditis bovis, 2997 nucleotides. NCBI's taxonomy places the organism in Eukaryota, Metazoa, Nematoda, Chromadorea, Rhabditida, Rhabditidae. The record is from the annotation of a GenBank genome assembly.
AUGGCUCUAGCAAAGAGUCUCUCUCUCAGCGAUCUUUCCGAGAUUCGCAUUUCUUGUGCCAAACCAUUUUCGCGUAUGCAAGAUUCCGACACCGUCAAGGGAUCCCAAUUUAAGACUCUUCAAUCCGCGUGCGUUACUGACUUCGAAGUCACACACGGAGUUAUGAGAUCUCUUGCCGAAAGAGCUGAAAACCGCAUCAAAGGCUUUGCCGAGAUUCCGAGAAUCAAUACGGUAACAGCCUCGAUGCGGCCAAGCUCGCAAGUCCCAAUUUUUGGUGGUUCACCAAACGACACCUUCUCCGCAUUUUUGCGAUCCUUCAAUGAUCAUGCUAAUACAGCAAAACCUCCUUUGGGAGACCUCGAAAAGAGGAAUAUUUUCUUGACUUAUUUGACAGACGCAGCCAGAGACCGCGCAGAGGAGUUCCUGGAGCAAGAGAGCGAAGCCUCGUUCGCAACCUUGGUUAACCAUCUAAAGGUAAAAUACGAAGAUCCGGUAAGAGCAGAACUCUCGCGCCAGCAACUCCGAACAACGAAACAGCUUCCGGGCGAGUCUGUAGAUGAGUUUGCAGCUAAGGUCAGAAAACUCGCAAAUUCGUCGUACCUCGGAUACUCGCGUGAAUAUAUCAGGGCCAAAACCUUAGAAGCGUUUUUGGACGGGCUCAAAUACGACAUAAAAUUCCACGUUAAGGCCAGUAACCCAAGAACCUUCGAGGACGCCCUCAAUUCCGCAGUGAGGUACGAGAUUUUGCUUCAAGAAGCAGCAAGGGCUAACACCAUCAACCCACAAACCCUCCCCGUAGCACUCCUACAAGGGGUAGACAACCAAAACCGCGAACGAACGUCCCGAACCCUUCCCCCUCAACACCGUUUCAGAAACACCCCACGGCAAGUGAAAUGCUAUUUCUGCGGACGUCUCGGACAUAUGAUGGCCAAUUGCUUCAAGAAAAACCGUCAAUUUGGCCGCAUCGACCCAAUUGAUAAUCACCAGAUCAGAAACCGGAAUCAGCCGAUCUUUGGGAACCCAGGAAGACGGACAAACAACUACGAAGGUAACUCAUCAGACGUACGUAAUUUCCAGCCUGACACGACCGCUGACGAUACAGUAAGAGAAUUACGCGCUCAAGUCGAAGCGUUGACCAUGCGCAACAACCAACUAACGAACAGCAUGACGCCCAGAGUUAACACGGUAAGAGUCUCGAAAUUACCUUUGUUCAUUGCUCUCCUCGCCUGCCUGGCAAGUCCCACCACCGCGUUUAAUGCUCUUUUAUGUCUACCGAACUCUCCCGAAUCGCUGAUCAACUUUCCAUCAUCGUUCGAUUGCAACUCAGUCAAACCCUCCCCAUUCACCCAGACAAAGAAAGUUUCUCUCAGCGUUUACCGACCAAAUUCCAUUGCGUAUGACUCUACCGCCACCCUCUGCAAAAUCAUUCAAACCACGUCCACUUUCUCCGUUAACCUUUUUGGAUCCCGCUACAUCGAAACAAAUUCCAAGCAAGCAACCGUUUCGGCAGAAGAAUGCAAACUAAUGAUGAAUCAUCAACGUUGCUCAUUCGCCGACAAAUUAACAAAAAUCGUAAGCCGCAACGCUUUCUCAACCAGCGGUAGCACAAAAGCCAACGAGAUUAGCGAAGUCAUCAGCGCCUACGAGCAAUGGCUUGACCUCGGUCACCGAUUGUUCCAGGCCUGGACCGCUAUAGUUUGCACAUUUGUCACCCUUUACGCAAUCUUCCUCGUCGUAGCCAUAUUCAUCAAGCAACAGGCCGAAGCGCUGCCAUUCAGCGUUUUCCAUCGUUUUGGCAAAAAGACGGCUAAUCCACCCUCCGAAGUCAUCUUCGACUAUUCGGACCUAUGGCCGGCAACAACUACAAUAGCUACCUUCCACUCUCCGCAAGCGUUAUUCACCGCGCAAAUUCCCAUUAAAGCGAACAACAUUAAUCUCCUAGCCCUGGUGGACACCGGCGCCAGUUUUACCAUAGCAGGCUCCGAGAUAUGCGCACUCAUCGGCAUCCACACGCUCAACAAACCGCUGACUAACAACGCUAUAGGCUUGGGAGGCAACGAAGUGAAAAUUGCGGGAACCGCGCCAAUCAGGUACAAAAUCGGAUCAUUCGAAAUUCAACACAUCACACACUUCACGAUCAAUAAAUGCACUCCACCGGGUCCGUUCUCCUACGACAUUAUAUUAGAGGCUUUUGUCACUUGUGUUUCCCCGCAAAAUAAAAACGUCUUCGACGCCACUCUCAUUUCUCAAGCCAAAAAGAUCACAGAACUUGGACUUCUCAUCGCACCAACAGUCAUAUCAACUAACCACAUUGCUCUUCUCGUUACUAACCCAUCGAAUCAAAUGGUCACUCUGUACCCAGAGAUGACCAUCGCCACCGCGGCGAUGGUAUUCUCCGAAGGCACACCUGAAAAAGUGCUGACCUGCCAUUACUCUUCAGGGGGUUCCCCUGACGUUCUGUCAAUAGAUAACGAAAAUUUCAGAAACCCGCAGUUUAAGAUCGACCUGACCAAGGCCGAACUCUCAGAUGAGAGGAAGGAACUACAUCUUCAUAAACCUUUACAAGCCAAGAAGGCUGAUCGCAACAGCAACUUCCGCGCUAUCCUUGUUAACCACUACAUGGAAAAGCUUAGUCAUUCCCGAAGCACACCAAUGAUCCGAUCCACCGCGGUUUCCGAACCGCUACGAGCUCUGGUCGAGAAACGGUUGGUACCGACCGUCGAACUCCGCCACGUAUGGAGAACUCACCCGACCAUCACAACCACGUUGAGUGAUCUAUUCUACGGUAAUUCCCUCAUUACCAAGGUAGAGGCUAGGGAGCGGUCAAACUUUAUGACACGUACCCCGUGGUGGCCGAACAAAGAGCAUCCAAUCCUGUUCGUGCACCACACACACAGCCACACCUUGGCUGAAGCCGGAUACUGGAGCGAAAUAUUCCGCACAUGCCGAUACGCACAAACGAUUCUCACCGAGUCUCAACUACCGGAAACGCAAUAA